This is a messenger RNA of Fusarium sp. VM40, 606 nucleotides long. The record is from the annotation of a GenBank genome assembly. Lineage: Eukaryota; Fungi; Ascomycota; Sordariomycetes; Hypocreales; Nectriaceae.
AUGCAGUCUCUGGAACUCACUCUUAUAGUCGCUGCGACACGCAACAUGGGCAUUGGCGCCCACGGGACAAUGCCCUGGCAAGGUCUUCGCAAAGAGAUGAAAUAUUUUGCGCGUGUGACUACGAGACUGCCACCACAGACCUCUUCACCAUCUCUCAACGCCGUCAUCAUGGGCCGCAAAACCUGGGACUCAAUCCCCAACAAAUUCCGCCCUCUCAAAGACCGUCUCAACAUCGUGAUAAGCCGCUCCGCGCCCUCAACGCUCCCCGAAACCGUCGAGCCCUCUGAGCCCGUCAGGGUGCGGUCCCUUGAGCUUGCCCUGCAGUAUGCCCGCACCCGCAACGACAUCAGCCGCGUCUUCGUCAUCGGCGGCGCCCAGAUCUAUGACGCUGCCCUCAAGCUGCCCGAGGCGCGACGCAUUCUGCUCACGAGCAUUGAGCGGGACUUUGACUGCGAUACUUUCUUUCCCGUGGACUUGAAGGGUGGCGUGUGGAGGAGGAGGUCUAGAGAGGAGCUGCAGCAGUGGACGGGUGAGGAGGUUGAGGAGGGUGGCCAAGAGGAGGCCGGGACGAAGUACGAGUUUCAGAUGUGGGAGAAGGUUGAAUAG